GAAAUCCAUUCGUGACUUUUUUCGGUCUUGCGUAAAACGGUCUCCCGAGGUGGGAAACCCCUAGAGUGCAAAAUCGUUGAAUUAGGACGUCCAGGAAAGUUUUGUCUUUUAACGUUAUAUUGCAGGCACGGAAAAAAAUUUACAUGUUCCUCAUCACCAAUUGAACAAUGAAGACUAUCCAAGAUUUUUUUGAGUGCUGUGCCAUUUUAUCCGUGGUAUAAAUGGCAGGUACAGGUGAAAUAAAUUUUUAGUAUUUAUUUUCUAUCGGUCGUUUAUUUUUGUUUGGCCAUGGAAGUUUCCGUAGAAGACACUGAUUUUUGUGCGGAGGAUAAUUUAGAGUCACCUCCGCUGAGCUUAGAAGUUGAAAAAACUUUAAAUAUGGAUUUCUUAACAAUUAACGGUCGUUUCACACCAAAGUCCGGUAGAUCUUCAGCGUGUUCCACUCGUAGCGUGAGCUUGUGCACAACACCUUUGCCGCUGGAAUUUAAUGACGAAGAACCAGACAUUUGUGUGAACGUUGAACGCAGAAAUUCACUUGGCUCCAACAGUUUCGCAUUUGGAACAAGUGGUAGAACAACUCCAGUCUUCACUUGGAACCCUUUGCCUACGACCAACAGCAUAGUAUAUGCCAAGAAAAAAGAUGAUAAAGUGCAAUUUUCUAGGAUUGAAGAUGAUUCUUCCGAUACUGACAGUUCAGCGGUGAGCGAAGAUGAAGGCAAAAAAAAGUCAUCGGAAUGUUAUCCAAACUGUGAUGUCAACGUAUGGUUGCGAUCAUGUGAACAAGAAAUAGUUAAUCCUAUUGAGGGCAUCGUAAAAGGCAACAUACCGGAAUGGUUGAAUGGAAGUCUUCUACGAAAUGGACCGGGAAGUUUGAAGGUCGGUGAAAUGACCUUUAAUCAUCUAUUCGACAGUUCGGCUCUACUUCACAGAUUUAAUAUCGAAGACGGCAAGGUAACAUAUCAAUGUAGAUUUUUAAAAUCGGAUGUGUACAAAAAAAAUACUGCAGCACAAAGAAUUGUAGUAACGGAGUUCGGAACACGGGCCGUACCUGAUCCUUGUCAAACCAUCUUCAAUAAGAUUGCCUCCAUAUUUCGGAAACCCGGUGAAAACAGCUCUGAUAAUGCCAUGAUAUCGAUCUAUCCUUUUGGUGAUGAAUAUUUUGCCUUCACGGAGAGCCCAAUAAUCCAUAAAAUCGAUCCAACUACAUUGAACACCGAAGCCAAAUUGAAUUUAUCGGACUACGUGGGCAUUGUUAAUCAUACGUCUCAUCCGCAUGUUAUGUCAGAUGGAACUGUUUACAACUUGGGCUGUUCGGUCACGAAAACUGGCCCUGUCUACACAAUCAUUUGCUUCCCGAAUGGAGAAAAUAUGUUUGAAAAUGCUCACAUUGUGGCAUCUGUUCCGGCCAGAUGGAAAUUUCAUCCAGGAUACAUGCAUACUUUUGGAAUUACUGAAAACUUUUUCAUAAUCGUAGAACAGCCGUUGAGCGUUUCUGUUCCUUCAAUGUUGAUGAGCCAAAUUAAAAACGAACCCAUGGCAGCAUCUCUCAAAUGGUUCGAAACUCAACAAACAUACAUUUAUUUGCUAGAUCGAGAUACUGGAGAGCUUCGGCAUACCUUCCAUGCAGAACCAUUUUUCUAUCUUCAUAUCAUAAAUCAAUACGAAAAGGAGGGCCAUGUGGUGCUUGACAUUUGUUGCUACAAGGAUCCAGGAAUGUUGAAUUGCAUGUACAUUGAAACAAUGAAAAAUAUGCAAACGAAUCCGGAUUAUGCCAAAAUGUUCAGAGGACGUCCAUUGAGAUUUGUGUUACCUCUGAGCUAUAAAAAUUCGAUGAAAAAUUCACCAUCAUCAUCUAGCUUGUUUGGAGUAACUAGAUCAUGGUCUGGAUUAAUGAAAAAACUAAGUGUCACCGAAAGUGAGGAUAAUGAUACUGAUGCAUCAGAAAAAAGUAGAGAUUUAACGCUAACUAAUUUAGUCACUUUAGAGGGCAUGAAGGCCACAGCGUAUACUUUGCCGAAUUCCACAAUAUUUUGCAAACCAGAAAUACUUUGUAACUUGGGCUGUGAAACUCCCAGAAUUUACUAUGAGAAACAUCUAGGAAGGGAGUAUCAAUACUUUUAUGCCAUUAGCUCAGACGUCGAUGCUGAAAAUCCCGGUACAUUGAUCAAAGUGGAUGUCUUGAACAAAACUAAACUCACAUGGUGCGAAGAGAACGUUUAUCCAAGUGAACCGAUUUUUGUCCCCAAUCCAUAUCCCAAAUCUGAAGAUGAUGGUGUGGUAUUGGCAGCCAUGGUUUGGGGUCGAGAGGAAGAGAAUCGAGUUGGAUUGAUUGUGCUGGAUGCGGUUACUUUUACUGAGCUAGGCCGAAGUGAAUUCACCACACCAGGACCUGUUCCAAAAUGUUUGCAUGGAUGGUUCCAAUCAACGAAAACGAAUGAAUAGUAGAAAUAACUAUUAUCGACUGAUGUUCGAUUAAUCUCUGUGUUUGGACAUUAUCAAUCAAUCGAUAAAUUUCCUUUGAAUCAGUUCAUUUGAUGUUUACCGAAAGGUUAUCAAUUAUGCACACGGAAUAUUGCAUUAUCACUUAACAAUUUGGGUUGAGGUUUUUUCCUUUGCAUUAAGUAGUUGACGUUAAUUCUUGCUGCAAAUAAAUGCUUUUUUGCUGAAGCAAAAUGUA
This is a messenger RNA of Uranotaenia lowii, 2677 nucleotides long. RefSeq names its product carotenoid isomerooxygenase (gene ninaB). Bases 289 to 2442 code for a protein of 717 amino acids. The transcript has 4 exons. Gene Ontology annotation, molecular function: carotenoid dioxygenase activity; beta-carotene 15,15'-dioxygenase activity. Gene Ontology annotation, biological process: retinal metabolic process; carotene catabolic process. Lineage: Eukaryota; Metazoa; Arthropoda; Insecta; Diptera; Culicidae. The record is from RefSeq and is a predicted model, not a curated record.